Durio zibethinus is the source of this 3162-nucleotide messenger RNA. Its product is annotated as auxin response factor 5-like. Gene Ontology annotation, biological process: regulation of DNA-templated transcription; response to hormone. Gene Ontology annotation, molecular function: DNA binding. Gene Ontology annotation, cellular component: nucleus. NCBI's taxonomy places the organism in Eukaryota, Viridiplantae, Streptophyta, Magnoliopsida, Malvales, Malvaceae. The record is from RefSeq and is a predicted model, not a curated record.
UUUUAGUAAGAGAAGACCACAUAAUGGGUUCCGUUGUUGAAGAGAAGAUCAAAACAGGAGCUUUGGUUAAUGUCGGAGCACAAGCCACCCUGCUUGAGGAGAUGAAGUUAUUGAAAGAAAUGCAAGAUCAGUCUGGGACCCAGAAGGCUAUAAAUUCCGAGUUAUGGCAUGCCUGCGCAGGUCCACUUGUUUUCUUGCCUCAGGUGGGGAGUCUUGUGUAUUACUUCCCUCAAGGACACAGCGAACAGGUAGCAGUGUCAACAAAAAGAAUGGCGACGUCUCGAAUUCCCAACUAUCCUAAUCUUCCAUCUCAGUUGAUGUGCCAAGUUCGCAAUGUUACGUUACAUGCUGAUAGAGAUACAGAUGAAAUAUAUGCCCAAAUAAGUCUUCAAACAGUGAACUCUGAAAAAGAUGUCUUCCAUAUACCAGACUUUGGAUUUAAGCCCAGCAAGCAUCCAAGUGAAUUUUUCUGUAAAACUUUGACUGCAAGUGAUACAAGUACGCAUGGUGGUUUUUCAGUGCCGCGCAGAGCAGCGGAGAAGCUCUUUCCCCCAUUGGAUUACACAAUGCAACCACCAACUCAAGAGCUUGUUGUGCGAGACUUGCAUGAUAAUACCUGGACUUUUCGCCAUAUAUACCGCGGGCAGCCAAAGCGACACCUUCUUACAACUGGAUGGAGUUUGUUUGUUGGAUCAAAAAGGCUUAGGGCAGGUGAUUCUGUUCUCUUUAUCAGGGAUGAGAAAUCUCAGUUAUUGGUGGGUGUGAGGCGUGCAAAUCGUCAACAAACAACAUUACCGUCAUCUGUUCUAUCCGCUGAUAGUAUGCACAUUGGUGUCCUUGCUGCUGCCGCUCAUGCUGCUGCCAAUAGAAGCCCAUUCACAAUUUUCUACAAUCCAAGAGCCUGCCCUUCAGAAUUUGUCAUCCCUUUGGCUAAAUACCGUAAAUCUGUAUAUGGAUGUCAAGUCUCUGUUGGUAUGAGGUUUGGAAUGAUGUUUGAAACAGAGGAGUCAGGGAAACGUAGAUAUAUGGGUACAAUAGUUGGUAUUAGCGACUUGGAUCCUCUGAGAUGGCCUGGCUCGAAGUGGCGAAACCUUCAGGUUGAGUGGGAUGAACCUGGAUGUAAUGAUAAACAGAAUAGAGUCAGUGCAUGGGAAAUAGAAACUCCUGAAAGCCUCUUUAUUUUUCCUUCUCUAACUUCAGGUCUCAAGCGACCAUUAUAUCCUGGAAUUUUGGGAGUGGAAUCUGAAUGGGGAAGCUUGAUAAAAAGGCCCCUCCUCCAGUUUCCUGAAAAUGGAAAUGGGAAUCUUCCCUAUUCAAUCUCAAAUUUGUGUUCUGAACAACUGAUGAAGAUGAUGCUGAAGCCUCAGCCUGUUAACCCUCCAGGAAUUUUUGCAUCUACUUUGCAACAAACGUCUGCUGCAAAGGGAUCUCCAUUAGAAGAGAUGAAGAAUGUGCAGUCUACAAGCAAUCAGAAACCUCAGCUUAUCCAAACGGAAAAUCUGUUGAUAGAAAACCAAAAUCUUUCCCAGUUAGUCCCUUACCAACCCGAUCCCAUUAACUCAAAUUUGUCCAACAUAAAUGGUAAUGGGAGCCUACAUCCUGCAAAUAAAUUUGAAAGCCAAACACAAGCUAGGAGCAAAAAUGAAAAACUAAAGUUGGAACCAGAGCAUGCAACUGAUCAGUUAAGUCAGUUGACUUCAACAUCAAAAUGCAAUGAGGAAAAAUUGACUGCAAAUGCUAUAAGUCCAACUAUUUUGAACCAACUUUCUUUCCCUAACCAAAACCAGAUUCCAUGCCAGUUGCAAAAUAAUCCAGGGCCCAUUCAGUCGCAGUUGGAAUCAUCAUUAGUCCAAGCUCAUCAAUUGCAGGUAUCCCAAGCUGACAUUAGUACUUUAAGCAGCUUUCUUCCUUUCUUAGACACAGAUGAAUGGAUGUCAAACCUUUCUCCUUGCCAACCUCUUGCCGGGAAUUAUAGAUCACCUGGUUCUAUUCCAGAGAGUGGAUUACAAGACUCUUCAGUUAUCUUUCCUGAAGCAACUAAUCCUUUAACUACGGGGGGUCAGGAUACAUGGGAUCACCAGCUGAAUAAUUGUAGGUUUUUAUCCCAAGCAGACCAAUUAGCUUCAUUCACUCAGCAAGACCCAUGCGGUCUUAGUUCUGGUGAGGUCAGAGAUUUGUCUGAUGACAGCAAUAAUCAGAGUGGGAUAUACAGCUGUCUUAACAUUGAUGUUUGUAAUGGUGGUAGUGCUGUGAUCGACCCUUCUGUCUCCAGUGUCAUUCUCGAUGAGUUUUGUUCGUUGAAGGAGGCUGAGUUUCAGAAUCCUUCAGAUUGUUUGGUUGGAAACUUUAGUUCUAGUCAGGAUGUUCAAUCUCAGAUUACCUCUGCUAGCCUUGCAGACUCUCAGGCUUUCUCUCGACAAGACUUACCAGACAGCUCAGGUGGAACGUCUUCCAGCAAUGUUGAUUUUGAUGAGAGUGGCCUUCUGCUGAAUAAUUCAUGGCAGCAAAUGGCUCCACGUGUGAGAACAUAUACAAAGGUUCAGAAAGCAGGAUCCGUUGGAAGGUCUAUUGAUGUCAAUAGUUUUAAGAACUAUGAUGAACUAAUCUCUGCAAUUGAACGCAUGUUUGGACUUAAUGGGCUGCUUGAAGAUCCAAAAGGUUCAGGGUGGAAAUUAGUAUAUGUGGAUUAUGAGAAUGAUGUUCUGCUUGUAGGGGAUGAUCCUUGGGAAGCGUUUGUUGGGUGCGUCCGCUGCAUCAGAAUUCUAUCCCCUACGGAAGUACAACAGAUGAGUGAAGAGGGGAUGAAGCUUCUCAACAUUGCCACUGAAAUGCAUUAAUGGCUACAAUUCAGAAGGUUGCAAUGCUUAAAUAUUCACCAAGCUGAAUGUCAUUGCGGUCUUAGGUUACCCAAGGAUGCUCCAUUGUUUACUUAUAGAGAUGAAAAAUGGCAGGAGAGUCUCGGAUUACUGCAACCAGGUGGCUUUGGCUUGCAAUUCGGGUGCGAUCUUCUUUUAUCUUUCACUUGGUAGAAGUGGAAAAUGUAAUGUACGAAUUUAAAAUACAUUUUUCAGCAGGAAAUGAACUUCUAGCAAAUAGUAGUAUCAGAAAUCAGAACUUGAUGCAUGCUGAUGAUUGAUGAGAUAAUAUAUUUCCAAGAUCCAU